UACUUAACAGUAAUUUACUGGUGAUAUCUUAGAAUGAAAUGAGAAAAAAAUUACUUCACGAUCAUCUAAUGGCGAUCCUUUUUUUCUUUAUAUAGAGUUUCAAUCCCAUGUCAGAGCCAUUUGAUGAAUGGCCAUCUAAACUUGAUGCACAUGUUCUAAAUAGCAUGGAUGAAUCAUCAAACGGGGAGAAUAAAUUCGCAUUCCCAUGUGAGCCUACAUGUGAGGAAGAUGAUUAUGAAGUCACGGAAAGGAAAAUCAGAGCAUUCCUAGAUGAAAAGGCUAUUGAUCUGAAGAAAUUACAGACACCUCUAUAUGAGGAGUUCUUCAACAGCUUAAGCGCCAUUCCUGAAGCAUUCAGUCGGAAAGUUGGGGAUGAAUAUGAAGGCGAAGCAGAACAAACUUCUAAAGGCUCGAAGCGAUUUUCUAAUAAAAUCACAAAUGAUCCAACAACUCCUAUAUAUGCUGAUAAUGCCACUGCUGGGAGCCCAACUGUUCUAAAUACCGGCCUUGAGUGCAGGCCGGUUUUCCGAGAAAUUCCUUCAGCUCAACUCAAUGAGUGGGGAGAGCUUCUUCAAGAUUCCAAGUCUGAAGCCAACAGCCCAAGGCGCAAAAAGUGGAAAGAAGAGUUGGACCAAGAGCUAGAAAGGCAAAGAG
Messenger RNA from Phalaenopsis equestris, 654 nucleotides. RefSeq names its product mitogen-activated protein kinase kinase kinase NPK1-like. The transcript has 3 exons. Lineage: Eukaryota; Viridiplantae; Streptophyta; Magnoliopsida; Asparagales; Orchidaceae. The record is from RefSeq and is a predicted model, not a curated record. The annotation marks the transcript as partial.